This is a messenger RNA of Ectocarpus sp. CCAP 1310/34, 4747 nucleotides long. The record is from the annotation of a GenBank genome assembly. Lineage: Eukaryota; Phaeophyceae; Ectocarpales; Ectocarpaceae.
AGAGACAGCUCACCUUUUUGGUAUGGGUGUGGGGCUACCUUUUUUCGCUUCUUCCAUCAUCAGCCAUAUUUGCCGUGUGUUAAAUACACAAGGAACACGUUGGUUAGCCCACAACUGUUGAGCACGCGAAGGGGUUGCAUGCUCGCCGCGUCCGACCUCGUUGAAAUUGCGGAACUCUGUCUGCCGUGCGACUACGCUGGAGAAGAGGGCGAAAGCGCAGCAGCACGCCGCCAUGAGCGCCGCUCUUUGGGACGCGGAAAAUGGAGGAGCACCUGCGACUGCUGCCGCAGCAGCAGCAGCAGCAGAGAGCUCGGCGGAGAACUGGGAGCCGGCGUCGCAGGCCAGGAUCGGCGGCGGCAUCGACUCGGCGGGAGGUUCGGGCUAUCCCGAGACGAAGGACAACGGCGAGGAUGCCGCCGCGAACCUUUUCGGGAAUGACAUCCCAGUCGAGGACGGGGGGACGGGCGGCGGCGGCCCUGCUGUCGUGAUAGCUUCGAUCCCCCCGGCGGCGGCCGACGGGGUCGUCGGCAGGGGCGGCGGGCUCGGCACCCGGGGCUCGGCUGCCGGCACCGGCUUCGCCUCGGGCACGAGCACGCUGACGAAGCGCCGGAACUCCAUGGCCUUCGAGAUCGCCCGGGUGGAGCGGGCGGGCAAGGCCGCGCUCGCGAACCUCGAGAAGGCCAAGCGGGCCUGGGAGCUAUCCCGGCCGCGCUUCGUUGAGGAGAGAUCGGUCCACGGGCCGGCGAUGGGAGGGAGCGGCGGCGCAGGAGGGGGGAGGGCGGGGAAGAGGAGGGCGCGCUUGCCCCCCGGGCAGGAGAACAGGGACGCGGUGCCCUACGGCGUGUGGAGCACGAGCUGGGCGCAGAUGGGCGACUUCGGGCUUGACGUGGGGAUGUAUUUCGUGACCCUCGCCCAGCUUGUCGGGGCCGUGCUCGUGUACGCGGCGCUCUGCGUGGUGGCCAUGGUCCACUUCUCCAGCGAGAACUACUCCGGGCAGCAGGCGGGAGUGCGGGCCGACCUCAGGGGCUCCGCGGUUUGCACGGCCUCCAAGCAGGUGUUGGCCUACCCGCGGGAUAGCUGGGACUUUAGGGACACGUUCGACAGGAACGACUGCCCCCUCGACUCGAAGCAGGGUUACGCCGACAUGGCGGGCGUGCUGCUGCUGUUCAUGCUGCUGCUGCUCCUUGGGAAGGCGCAGGAGAAGGCCGCCGAGUACACCGCGACGCAGGGAGCGGGGCAGGUGUCGGUGGCAUUGACGGUGAUCCACUCGGCCCAGCCAUACACGGUGAAGGUGUCAAGCCCUGACCCCCUUGCGGACGACCCCGACCGGUGGAGGAGGCUGUUCGCCCAGUUCGGGCACGUCUCUUACGUGACCGUCGCUCGCGGCAACGGGGCGCUGUUGCGGGCGAUGGCAGAUCGCAGGGCCGCCGGCCGCCGGCUGGAAACCAGCACGCCCGAUGUCGCGGAGGACACGAAGUUCUGGACGCGGGAACUGUGGGACGCUCAUCAGCGAGUGGAGGGCGAGAUCAUGAAAGGCAUGCACGUCCAGGGGCUGCCUGUGGUGAAGGUUUUCGUGACGUUCGAAUCGGAUCUGAGCCAGGCGCGGUGUCUGUCCCACAUGAGCCGCGGUAUCCUCGACACCCCGGAGGAGCAGCACAUGUACACCAACCCAGACGGCAAGAAAAACACACCAAACAUGUCCAGGUUCAAGACGGCGCUGCACGUGAUGCCGGCAUCACCCGCUUCGGAGGUGCUCUACGAGAACCUUCACAUCGGCGCCAUCCACAGGAUCGCGGCACAGGUCCUGACGUUCGUGCUGACGACCAUGAUCGUCAUCAUCUCGUUCGUUGCGGCCCGCGAGCUGGAGACCGUCGGCGUCGUCGCGACGGCGCUGGUGAUUACGGUCGUGGACGUCGUCCUGCCUCCCCUGGUGCGCCUCAUCUGUUCCGUGGAGAAGCACCACAACUCCAUCUCGCACGACCUGAGUGUCAUGAACAAGCUUACGCUGGCGCGCUGGGCCAACCUCGCGGGCAUCCCCUUCUGGCUGAACGACCGCCUGGGGACUCUGACCGAGAACAACCUUGAGCUGGUGGUGACGGUGCUGUGGCUCAACGCCUUCGUCCCGACGUUAAUCCGCUUGCUGGAUAUCCGCGGCAGGUGGUCCAGGAGCGUCCUCGCCAAGAAGGAGGUGCUGCAGGCGGCAAUGGACUCGCACUUGGAAGGCUCGCGCUUCCACCUCUCCGACAGGUAUACGGACAUGACCAAGACAGUCUUCGCUUGCCUGGCCUACGCCCCCGUCCUCCCGAUCGCCAUGUGGAUCGGCCUCCUCUCUCUGGCGUUGUCGUAUUGGUCCGACAAGUGGCUCUUCGUCAAGGCGUGGCGGACCCCGCAGCCACCGGGCAACAGCGGCCGCGUGGCGAGGCUCGCCAGGAGGCAUCUGGCGCUGGCCGUGCUGGCGCACUGCGUGUUCGCGCUCUACUACUACGCGGGCUGGCCGUUCGACCGCAUCUGCCGCUUCGAGCAAGGUUGGAUUGAGUGCUCGCAAGAAGGCACAGGGCUUAUCGAGGCCGAGACUCAGGCGUGGAUGACGGGGCCACAGAAGACGCUCGUCGACGUGUUCUCCGCGCUAAACGUGGCCUGGCUCGUGAUACUGCUGGUGUUCUACUACCUGCAGUCCAUCAUGAGGGGGAUCUCUCUGGUCGUGAAGGGGGCCCCGCGAAAGCUCAGGUCGAGGCAGCACAUGCCUUUCAGUCAGCUCACCAGCAGGUAUCAGCACGAUGUCGAUGCCUACGUACCCCAGAUCAAGUCCUCGCACCAGCCCCUGCCGCUGCUGGCGUGCGACCUCGACUAUGUGGAGCCGGAAACCAUCCCGUGGCAGGUGGACGGGCACAAGGGCGACAGCUUCGAGGACUACUGCCUCAGCAGCUCGAGGGACAUGCCGCGGACGUCGCGCUACCAGCGCGCCCGGCUCUUCAGCCUCUGCGUGCACUACCCUCCGCCGGCCCCCUUCGAGGCCAUCGGCAACGGGCCACCGCUCCCAGGACUGCAGGAGACCAAAAUUCCGGAGAUAGGAGAGGCGAGUCGGCGGCUGCAGCAGCAGCCGCCACCGCAGCAGCAGCAGCAGCAGCAGAGGGGGUUGCGGCAACGCGGCAACGAUGACGCGGUCAACAUGGGAUCCAUGCCCGGUCUCGUCGACCAGGAUUACGCCAGCCAACACCCGCAGUCGCAGGCGCCGCUGGACAGCAACGGCCCGCAGCAGAGCAUCUACCGCAGCAGCGUGGCCUCCGCGGAGGGGGAGAGGGUCCCCAUGCUGCCGGGCGGGGCGCAGUCCUCUCUUGUUUCCACCGCGAUCGUCGCCGCCGACGCGAUGAGGGUGAGAGAGACGCGGGUGAGAGGGGAGGAAGAGGACGACGGGAGCGGCGGGGUCGGCGGAGGCGGCGGCAGUUCCGCGGGAAAAACCAUGGAUGCUUCCGCGGAAGGGGCGGCCGCGGAGGGGGAUUUCGGGGACGGCGACAUGGUCUCGGGACUCUCGGACCGAUCCGGACGGUCCACCCUUCAGCGGUCGCGAGACCAGGGCGACCAAGCGUCGGACAUCCACCCGGGCGAGGGCGCCGACGAGUACGCCAUCCGGCAGUCCGGUAGCGGCAACCGGCCCACCCGUUUCUCGAACGGGAUGGCGAACGGCACCGGCGGCGUUGGCGGAGCCGGGGGCGCCGCCGCUACGGCCGCGAACGAUGGCUCCGGCGGCGCGAGAGGGGGGGGCAGGGAGGAAGACAUAGACAUGCCGGAACUGGCGACGCCGAGAGACGGGGAGGACGGGGACAUGUCGUUCUACGACGGCAACUCGCGGCUUGAGGAGGAGGUGUUGGACAACUUCGCGGACAUCCCGACUCCGGCACCGAGGGGAGCGGGGGCCCGCGGCAGCGAGGCCGUGGCCGGCGCCGACGGCAGAACCUUCCGCACCCAGAGGAGCAAUAGCUCGGAGGGGUGGGUGGACCAGUACACGAGCAGCUCGCUGGUGGUGUCGAAGGCGGCACCGUCGAAGAGCUCGCAGCAGCAGCAGCAGCAGGUGACAGCUGAGGCGGCGAGAGGCGGCGAGAGUUAAUUCACCGGGUCCUAAUGCCCUUUUUACUACUCGUGGUGUUCUUGUCGCGUCACUUGCUUUUUGAAGCCCGGCUUCUUUCGUCUUGUUUUUUUUCAAAGAAAAGCAAGACAACAAACACAGCUUUGUUUUAGUUGUGGUUUGUUCUGUUUGGGCUGAACGAUUAAACAGGGCGCGUGCGCGUGUGCAUAUGGUGUGUGGUGUGGCUGCGGGGGAGAAAGCUUGUAGUGGGGGGAGAGGGGGGGAACAUUCCUCUCGCUGCAGGGGAGCGAUGGCGUAGGGGGUGCGGACGGGGGGUACGCAGUGCACUGGUUGUUUGCUGUCGUCUAUUCGUUUUGGAAGGAUUCAAGAUUGCUAGAUCGGUAUCCACCAAUUUUUUUUAGCUGUGCGUUCAUUAUGGCGGGAAGCGAUUUGGUAUUCCGCGGCUGGGAUAGAGCGCAUAACACUAGCGGGGAUAUACUUGAGGGGUCAGCCGUGAAGACCACUCGUGUCGCUUUCCUUUUUCUCGCUGCAGCGGCUGUGGAAAAGUUGGGGGCUUCGUGGAUCUGUCGGUAGAGCGGGAUCCCCCCCUUUUUGUGCUCUGUUCUUGCCGGCUGCGGUUGGUACAGACAUGUGCCUUUGCCCUGUGUAGCAGCAGCAGCAGCA